Molecule: messenger RNA, 2450 nt
Organism: Sclerotinia trifoliorum
Lineage: Eukaryota; Fungi; Ascomycota; Leotiomycetes; Helotiales; Sclerotiniaceae
Source: the annotation of a GenBank genome assembly
AAUAUAAAUCUAUGCAAGCAGCUCUUCUCAUUUUCUAUAUCACCAGUUCGUAAACUGCCCUUAUUUCUCGCUCUUCACUGCCCAAACAGCUUCUCCCUGUGAUCAAAUGCUGCCUUCUACAUGUUUCUAAUAUCUGUCCUUCGUUAUGCACUAUUCAUUCUUGUGCCUCUGUCUUUAAUCUUUACUUCUUACUUGUAUUUGUACCCAGCAUUUCACGGUUGCGCUUUUCCCUCACCCGAAUAUGAUGCUUCGGAAGCAUACGUCAAUACACUUCGCAAACAUGCGCUCCCAAAUUUAUACGAUGCAAAUAAAGUAGCACCAUUUAGGCUCCUAGCUUUGGGCGAUCCCCAACUCGAGGGUGAAUCCUCUAUACGAGACGUCGACUCGGUCAAUUUGCCCAAUUUGAAGAAAUUCUUUGAAGAUUCUGGAAUGAGUAGCGGCACGAAACAUAGCCUUUUGCAGCGCGUGCGGCAUAGCCUACAUGAUAUCAUAGACUUCUGGCUCGACGAUCUUCCUAAGGCUUUCGAGGUUUAUCGCAAACGAUUCGAUCACAUUGGUAAUGAUUAUUAUCUGGGACAUAUUUACCGCGCAACACAUUGGUGGUUAGAUCCUACACAUGUUGCCGUGCUCGGCGAUCUUGUUGGGAGUCAAUGGAUAGAUGAUGAGGAAUUUGAGGAACGUGGGCGAAGGUAUUGGAAUAGGGUAUUCAGACACGGAGAACGGAUUCCGGACGAGGUCAUGUCGCAGCCAGCUUUCGAAUUUCAGGAUACAGUAAUACUUGGAGAAAAUGCUGCGGCUUGGAAGAAGAGGAUUAUAAACGUGGCAGGCAAUCAUGAUGUUGGGUAUGCUGGGGAUAUUUCGCGGGAUCGAGUUGCUCGAUUUGAGCGUGUCUUUGGGAAAGCGAACUACGAAUUGCGAUUCCAGCUGCCUUACAAAGAUACUGGUUUUAUUUCCACGACUGCGGGAAAUGUGGAUGUGAGAGAUAUGCCUGAAAUCAGGAUUGUGAUCCUGAACGAUAUGAACCUCGAUACGCCUGUAUCUGACAAAGACCUUCAAGACGAGUCUUAUCGAUUCCUUAACGACCUAAUAAGCACCUCCCAUGCAGUCGAACGAUCUGCACUUUUCACAAUAGUCCUCACUCAUAUUCCACUAUACAAAGACGAAGGAAUUUGUGUAGACGGUCCAUUCUUCGAUUUUUUUGACGGAGAAUUCGAGAAUGGAGUUAAGGAACAGAAUCACCUCUCACGCGAUGCCUCUAGAGGUAUACUUGAAGGUAUUUUUGGCAUGAGCGGUGACGCGGAAGUAGCCGGUCAAGGCAUGGGAAGACGUGGUGUCGUUGUGACUGGUCAUGACCACGAAGGCUGUGAUAUUUAUCACCACAUCAAUCAAAGUUCGCCUGAAGAGGAACGAGAAUGGAAAUGCAAUAGAUACACACAGGCCAAGCGCGUCGCAGACCAGUCGGGUAUUCCAGGACUGCGCGAAAUAACAGUGCGGAGUAUGAUGGGAGAUUUUGCCGGGAAUGCAGGGUUAUUGAGUUUAUGGUUUGACAGAGACAGCUGGGAGUGGCGGUUCGAAUUCGUGAAUUGUGGAUUGGGUACUCAGCAUAUUUGGUGGUUUGUGCAUAUUUUGGAUUUUAUCACGGUAAUUGUGGGCAUUGUCUAUGGUGUUUGGAGCGCGGCGUUGAAGGUCCGAUUGGUUUUUGGGUUUGAUGUAAAUGGGAAGAAGGGUGGGAAAAAGGGGAAGAAGGUUACAUUCGAGAUGAUGCCGAGUACAAGCCGUGUUGUUCCAAAAAAUUUGACGGCGAAAGCUGGCACUAGUAAUGAGGAGGUUAGAGGAGUCAUUAACGGGGGGUCUAAAUAAGGGAGGAGUUGUGGCGAAUCCGUUGCAUGAUACCCCAGAAAGUGCGUAAAGGUAGAUGUAUAACCAUUUUUUCAAGUCGCAAAGCGGAAGUGCCGCCGAGAUACACGUAUAACUCUAGUUCAACUUUUUCCAUUUGAAAUAUUCCUGCGUUUAAGCCCUGUUACUGUCUUCCAUUGUCAACAUCUUCUUUAGUCCUAUAAGGUCUCCACUCCUAGAGAUCACAUCAAAACAACUUUUUAAUCGCUCAGCUAAGCACAAGUCAUACAUCGAUAUGAGGCAUUAAUUACCACUCCACACACCCACUCAAAGAGUGCUGGUGCGAUAAUUACUUGGGUUUGGAAAAGACUUCAUCCAAUAUACUAUAAACCCACCAUUACACUUGAAAAAUGACGAAGCUCCAAAGACUGGUUUUACGGACUGUAAAUGUGUAUUGGUGGUUGAUAUCUAUUUUGUAUUAGGUAUUGGUUAGCGCGCCUUCAGACUGUUUUUAAGAGGUGGAACUUGAAAGUCUUUCGGAUCCUACGACGUUUACUUGUACACCUACAACUUGGGAAAUUUGUCCUCUUGUUGAUAAUGUCCUCGAACAACAC